UCUAUUCGUAUCACAGAUGCAAACACGCAUAAUUAAAUGACUGGCGGUGUCAUAUGCACUGAUGCUCCGCGUGCGUUCAUUCAACGGGUGUCGACAAGAGCUGCGCGCCUGCUUUGUAACAUAUUGCAUUCGGCAUUAAUCUUUUAUUCCUUUUAUUUCGUGCUGUUCAUUGGAGGCUUUUUGUUCAUCAGGAUUCAUCUCUAGGAUAUCAACCAGACAUCGUACUGUUGCAAAACACUGUAAGGCUUGCACAGAAAAGGAGGUAAACAUACAGGGAUCAUCAGCAAGACAAUGAAUGAAGGAGCCGGUGGGCGGCCCCGGGGCCAGCAGAAGUUCUGCAGUCUGGAUGUGGAUGAUGAGAAACACAUGAGUUCGUGUAGCGUGGACGUUAAGGAAAACCGCAACCUGGACAACCUCUCCUCCAAGGAAGCGCUGGGGGAGGGGCCUCACGUAGCCAAUGGAAACACUCGAGGAUUGAGCAGGAAACGCCCUCUGGAAGAGGGCAACAAAGGCCACGGGCACUCCAAAUUCCGGCCCAAGAAGCGUAGGAAACCACAAGGGCCGGUCUUGCCGAAAAAUGCUCUCAUGCAACUGAAUGAAAUCAAACCUGGACUACAGUAUAAACUUCUGUCGCAGACGGGGCCGGUACAUGCACCCGUGUUCGUUAUGACCGUUGAGGUUAACGGACAAUUCUUUGAGGGCUCAGGCCCAACAAAGAAGAAAGCCAAACUGAAUGCGGCUGAAAGAGCGCUGCGCUCUUUCGUUCAGUUCCCCAAUGCAUCCGAAGCUCAUCUCGCAAUGGGUCGCACACUGACAGUUAACGCAGACUUCACCUCAGAUCAAGCGGAUUUCCCUGACAUGCUAUUUAACGGAUUUGAGACACCCACACCACCUGAUGAGCCCUUCUACCUGAGUCUUGGCAGCAAUGGGUCUCUCUGCUCUCUAAAUGAAUACCCUCUCCCUGUGACUCUGAAAAACAACAACAGGUCACAUCCUCCUCUCCCACUACCCCCUGCACUCAUAAUGCCCCCUACAGGGAGUGGCAAAAAUGCUGUGAUGAUCCUAAACGAGCUUCGACCAGGAUUGAAGUAUGAGUUUGUGGCUGAGAGUGGUGAAAGCCAUGCCAAAAACUUCAUAAUGGCAGUUACUGUGGAUACACAGAUGUUCCAAGGUUCCGGCCGGAAUAAAAAACUGGCGAAAUCAAGGGCAGCCCAAGCAGCAUUGUCAGGUCUCUUUAACAUGCAACUGGACCAGACUCCAUCUCGACAGCCAAUCCCCAGAGAGGGACUUCAGCUACACCUGCCUCAGGUCCUCGCAGACGCUGUCUCUCGUUUAGUUGUGGAAAAGUUUAGCGAGCUGACAGACAACUUCACGUCUCCACAUGCACGGCGGAAAGUGCUUGCAGGUGUUGUCAUGACAACCGGUACGAAUGUGAAGGAUGCUCAGGUUAUUUGUGUCACCACGGGAACCAAGUGUAUAAACGGAGAGUACAUGAGUGAUCGAGGACUAGCUCUUAAUGACUGCCAUGCUGAGAUCAUCGCACGCCGUUCCCUCCUCAGAUACCUGUACAGUCAGCUGGAAUACUUCCUCAGCGACAGCACUGAAGAACAUGAGAAAUCCAUAUUCAGAUGGUGCAGUGAACACGGCUACCGGCUAAAAGAUGAUAUUCAGUUCCAUCUGUAUAUCAGCACGUCGCCCUGUGGAGACGCCCGGAUUUUCUCCCCUCAUGAGGCUGGUGCCGAGGACCAGGGUGACCGGCAUCCAAACCGCAAGGCACGCGGACAACUGCGAACCAAGAUUGAGUCUGGAGAAGGUACGAUACCCGUUCGUACGAGUAACACCAUUCAGACCUGGGAUGGAGUCUUGCAAGGAGAGCGACUGCUAACCAUGUCAUGUAGUGACAAGAUUGCAAGAUGGAACGUGAUCGGAGUGCAGGGGUCUCUUUUGAGUUACUUUACAGAACCCAUCUAUUUCUCCAGUUUAAUUUUGGGAAGUCUGUACCAUGCUGACCAUCUUUCCAGAGCCAUGUACCAACGUAUUGCCGACAUGGACGAUCUGCCCCAGCCGUUCAUUCUUAACAAGCCCCUUCUUAGCGGUAUUAGUAACACAGAAGCAAGGCAACCUGGGAAAGCUCCCAACUUCAGUGUCAACUGGACAGUCGGAGAUCAGGGUUUGGAGAUCAUUAAUGCCACCACGGGGAAAGAUGACCUCGGAAGACAGUCUCACCUCUGCAAACAUGCCCUCUACAGUCGCUGGGUCUGUCUACAUGCCAAGCUCAGUGAGACUCUGCGGAUCCAAGGAUCUUGUCCGGGCUCCUACCACGAGGCAAAACAAGCGGCAGUGGAGUAUCACGCAGCUAAACAAACUCUCUUCAAAGCUUUCAACAAAGCGGGACUGGGAGCGUGGGUUGAAAAGCCCAUCGAACAAGACCAGUUUUCCCUCACCCCUUAAGAGAAACCGAGAGAAAGGGAUUGUCUGCAAAAGAUCUUUUGUACAUUUACAUGGAAUGCAAGGUUUUAAUCUAACCUCCGCAGUUGUCACUUUUUUGCUUCUGUUAUUAUUGCAAGUCACUCAGUUUCUUUUAUCUAUAAUAACAUGGUUAUGUUCACAAUGGCUGGCUUGAAAGUAACACAACUGGAAACUAGGUAAAAGGCGGACAACACGUUGCACUAAACACAAAGGUAGCUUGCACAAUUAACCCUAUUGACUAUAAUGCUGGCUUGAUUUUACCUCCGUAAUGAAGGAAUGAUUUUAACCUGUUAACUGCCUUUUGAGCAUAGAUCUGAACAUAAAUGGUUGUAAUUCAUGAAUGCUUUUGAAUACAGACCUAAGGUUGGUCUCUUUUUAAAAAGACACUCAGCAGAUUAUUGCAGAAGUGAAAGCAGCUUUAAAAAAUGAAAGUGUAAAAAAGUUAUAUAAGUUUAAGUUUACUGUAAAGCAAAUGUAUUGAGCUAAAAAAAAAUUUAUUUUAUACAAAAUUAUGUUUUACAAAUCAAUGUUUUGGAUUGCAAAAUUGCUAGAAAAUCAAAGCUACAAACUCAAGUUGUGUUCCAAAUUUGAAGUUAAUAUCACAAUAAUUUAGGUUUUUAAGUACUAUUUCCAUUGUAAUGUAGUGUCCAAUUUCGUGUCCAACAGUUUUCAAAUGACGAAUUUUGAAUGUUUAAAGGUAGGGUAGGCAAUUUUUUUAAAAACACUUUUUGUCAUACUGGUUGAAACUCUCUUUGCAUCCUGAUAGCAAACAAUAAUAGAAGUGGUCUAAAUAUUAAAACGUACAUAAAUCUUCUGUGGAAGUCUCAGGACCAGAAAAUGUUGGUCCAAUCAUUGCAUUCAGUCUGUCAAUUUUAAAUAAUUUGAGCGCAAGAAGCCGUGAAAGAGACCGCAAUUCUGAACGUGCGGCUGUUUUAUGUGCGCGCACACGCAGAUUCAUGUGAACACCGGAUGCCGUUUUCUUCCACAUCUACAGGUGCGUUCACGUCAUAUCCUAACUACUGUAACUACAAGAUUCUGGCUCAUUAAAAAGCGUUCACAUCCUUGUAGAGUUCGUAAUUACAAGCUGGGAGUUUUCUGAAAGCUCCCAAGUGUACCACGUGUACCACUGUACCACCUGACCGCUGUAGGUUCAUUUAUGUGUUGAUAGUGGUGCCAUAGAAACGCUUAAUUCCCAGUCAGAGGGUGUGAACAGCUCUGAAUAUAACGUCACGUGUUGUCAUCUCAAGAUUACGGUAAUUACGUGGUGGCGUGAAUGCAGCAUGUUUGUGCCUGAACAGACACAUACAUGCAAAAAAUUGUCAAAAUGCACAUAAAAGAUCGACUAUCCUCAUAAACACAAUGAUUAUGGCUUAGGUGAACGAAACAAUUGAGAACUAAAACCGGAUGUGUAAUAGCAUUAUUUAUCCGUGCCGCGCAUUCGGUCUAAAAGUGACAGCAGCCCCUGCCGCUUUCUAUCAUGAAUGUUAAUCAAACAACAAAAGAAAAGAGAAAAAUCACUUUUGUAGUUUUAACACAGAUCGUUUAAUUUAUACAGUGAGACUAUGCAGUGUUAUUUUACAUUUGAUUAUUCAAUCUCUGUACCUGAAUACUGUUACUUACCUGGAAAAUAUAAAGCACUAUCUUUGUUCUAUUAUAUUUAUCUAUUCUAUUAUAUUUAUCUAACAGCAGCCGCUUUUUACAGUUCCUCUUGAACCAAAACAACAAGCUUAUGCUGCAUUCACGCCAUGUCGUAACCGUAAUUAAGAGAUGGCAACCUGUGACGUUCUACCUGGAGCCGUUCAGGUCACAUCCUCAGACUCGGAAUUAUGUGUUUCUAUGUCAACACUAUCUAACAUAAGAUAGCUAAGUAAUAGCUCUGUAAGUUGAUUACAGACAUUAUUAUUGUAAUGUUAUGCUUUGAAACAUGAGGUUACACUGUCUCUUGUGACGCUUUGCAGACUGCUGUGUGCAUUUAUAUGUUUUGGAGGAGGUGUGGCUUUGGAGAGCGCUCUGAAGGGAGGGUGGAAUCGCAUGCUUUCAAAGCUAGCUUGCUAUUGCUAGCCUCUCCAUAAUUGCCUACCCUACCUUUAAGCUUUAGAAUGAUACCUAAUUUAUGAUGAUUACUAAAAUAUGUGAUAGGGGGAAAAAAAAGGCAAAAAAUGUGAUGGGGAAAAAAAUGCAAAAAAAUAAAGAGCGCCAAGUUAAAUUUGCAAGCGCGUGACAGUUAACAGGCUAAAUGUAUACAUUUAUAUGAUUAUAUGUUUUUGUUUUAUAUAUUUUGUUUUAUUUGUGUUCCUACUCUGCAGCAUUGUAAUAAGUUAGCUGCUUUAAAGCAUAAAACCAUAUAAUAUGAGACUAUGUACGUUUUUGUGUCUCACAAACCUUAGGGAGGCUCCAAACAGAAAGUUUUCUUUAAGCACAAGAGACACACCAAUCAAUAUUAUGGUUGCUAUAACCCAGCAGCUUGGUUGAACAAAAAUACCCAACAUUGUGAACAUUGCGCAAUUCAAUAUGUAUGUACCGAUAUUGGAUUAAUAAGAACAUCUUCUGAUACCUAUAGUUUGGUGGUGCUACCACCUUUUUAACACCCUGAUAUUCAGUACAUCUCAGAACUCAGAAUACAAAUGAAUAAUUUUAUUCUCUAUAGCAUCUUUUCCACAUUUAACUAACUUAAGGUGCUUUAUGAAAUUUCAAACUGCGAUCGAUGCUAAUUAUUACCAAGCCAGAGAUGAGUUUUGCAACUGUCCACUUCCCUUUUGAUUGAUAGAACAUAAAUUGGCUGUUUCAAUAAUUAGCCGAUGUUUAAUAACUUGGAUAAUUAUAUUGGCCAGUAUCUGAUUGUCCAGUCUAUACAUAGCUAAAAAUAAUAUAACAAAAUGACCCAACAGGCUCCAGUCAGGAUAUAAGUAAAAUCUGUGCUGAACAUAUAUUUUAUUUUAUUUGUAAAUGUAUUUCUAUUUGUAUGUUGUUGUUGUUUUUUGUCUACAACUAUGUUUCCGCUUUAUUGUACAAUUAAAUAUUUAGUUUUCUGUUUAAAUUGAUUUUGUCACCUAAUUUCUCAUUUAAUGUUAAGAAUGCAAUGCCAAGUUAAUCAGAUUGCAGCUGGGGAAGAUUUGUCUCUUUUUUAAAGAAGUGGUACAGGGAUUUGGUUAUCAGAUGUUUUUUUAAUGAUUGUAAUUAUGUAAAUACUAAAUUACAAUGUUACAGAUUCCAGAAAUCUGCUUUGGAUUUCAUAUAAAUUAUUUUGGUCUUGCCCCAAAUGUGUUCUUGUUUGCAUGUGUCAAUGAAUUACACAAGACCGCAGGGUGUCCCAUAUGUUAUUUAUUUUAUUCAUAAAGGGUUUUUUUUGUAGCCACAGUGCACACCUUUGCAAAGCACUGGUGUGAACUGGUGUCACAGCAGCUUUCUUCUACCCAACAGUCUAUGCUGCAUUGCAUCACCUAAGUGUGGACUUCUCAGAAGAAUGAGAGCGACAUUUGGGACCGGGCCUUUAUUGUUUUAGUUGGGGUUUUUUUUUGUCUCUGCUCAGCAGGAGAUCUUGAAUCAUUGUAAACUCUAGAACUCAACCUAGUUAUGUCGAUACAUGAACUUGUCCUGGAAAAUUCCCAUGAUGCCACCGUGUUGUGCAAUUCAGGAUACUCUUUGUUAUCCAACAUGGAUCCGGUUUGAACUGGUCCAGAAGUUACUUUAAGUGUUGCACCCAAGCAGACUCAAACGUUGCAUGAGUUUUCAUAUGAGAAGAAAAGAAUAAAAGGACAGGAUGUACUGUAUGAAAUUAAAACCAUUACAAUCUUUGUGGUUUACUUUGGUCCGUCAAUCUUUUGUCUUAUGUUUCCCAAAUAACACCAAAUGUAAUGGACAUUGCAAAAGGUUUUUCUUAAUCCUGAAAGUUGUGCUUAAUUUCCAAUAAAUAGUAUUGUGUGCAAUUGUACCAAC
This is a messenger RNA of Ctenopharyngodon idella (grass carp), 6405 nucleotides long. It is a transcript of the gene adarb1a, whose product is annotated as adenosine deaminase RNA specific B1a. The record is from RefSeq and is a predicted model, not a curated record. Gene Ontology annotation, biological process: RNA processing; adenosine to inosine editing. Gene Ontology annotation, molecular function: tRNA-specific adenosine deaminase activity; double-stranded RNA binding; double-stranded RNA adenosine deaminase activity. Bases 292 to 2451 code for a protein of 719 amino acids. Lineage: Eukaryota; Metazoa; Chordata; Actinopteri; Cypriniformes; Xenocyprididae. Gene Ontology annotation, cellular component: cytoplasm; nucleolus. The transcript is spliced from 12 exons.